CAAGGUAUAGCACAGCGGGGAGUGGACGUCAGGCAGCGAUUGUUUUUUGGCUUUUUCCCAAAUUUAUUAAUUGUAGGAAAAUGCAGCUUGAUAUGUCGGGGGCGGAGGGAGGAGCAGGACGUCGCUGUGCCUGCUUCAGACACGUGGCGUUUCCAUUACCGAAAAUUCUUGCAGAAGGUCCACUAGGUGCUCCACGUGCUUUCUACUGUUCUGCUACAUAGGAUGUACAGCAACGGCACUACAAAUACAUUAAAUGAAGUGGUUAUAGCCUCCUUCGCUAGGACGCCAAUUGGUUCGUUUCGAAGUUCUUUGGCUUCCGUUGCGGCAACAAGACUUGGUUCCGUAGCGAUCAAAGGUGCAAUCGAGAGAGCAGGAAUCAAGAGUGAAGAUGUUCAAGAAGUCUUCAUGGGCAAUGUGGUCUCGGCGGGGGCCGGACAGGCACCAGCAAGGCAAGCGGCGUUGGGAGCAGGUCUCUCACAGUCCACACCAUGCACCACAGUUAACAAAGUCUGUGCAUCUGGUAUGAAGGCAAUAAUGCUGGCAGCCCAGAGCCUAAUGUGUGGAUCUCAGGAGGUCAUGGUCGCUGGUGGCAUGGAGAGCAUGUCUAACGUUCCUUACUACAUGGCUAGAGGGGAAACGCCAUAUGGGGGGGUUCAUUUGCAGGAUGGCAUUGUGUUUGAUGGCCUGACAGAUGCGUAUGACAAGAUUCACAUGGGAGCUUGUGCUGAACAAACUGCGAAAAAGUAUGAGGUGUCACGACAAGAUCAGGACAACUUUGCCAUAGACAGCUACAAGAGGAGUGCAGCAGCUGCAAAGGAAGGGAUCCUAGCCAAGGAAAUAGUGCCAGUAACAAUCCAGGGCAAGCGUGGCAAGCCAGAUGUCGUCGUAGCGGAAGAUGAGGAGUACACGCGGGCCAACUUUGAAAAAUUUGGCACCGUGCCGACAGUCUUCCUCAAGGAUGGUGGCACCAUCACUGCCGCAAAUGCAAGCACUCUGAAUGAUGGGGCUGCGGCCUGUGUCUUGAUGACCCGUCAGGCUGCUGACCGGCUUGGAGUGAAGCCCAUUGCACGCAUUGUUGCCUUUGGUGACGCAGCUGUAGAGCCAGUGCACUUUUCCAUUGCACCUGCGUAUGCAAUGCCAAAGGUAUUGAAGGCAGCUGGCUUGAAGGCUGAAGAUGUCUCCAUGUUCGAAAUCAACGAAGCCUUCAGUUCUGUCGUGCUGUGCAACAUAAAGCACCUCAAGCUGGACCAAUCAAAGGUGAACAUUCACGGCGGAGCAGUGAGCCUAGGACACCCGAUUGGGAUGUCUGGUGCUCGGAUAACUGGGCGCAUGGCGCUGCACCUGAAGCCAGGACAGUACGGCUUGGCUGGGAUCUGCAAUGGUGGCGGUGGGGCUUCUGCCAUACUCAUUGAGAAGCUGCAUCCCAGUGAAAGCAAACACAGUCUUCCUGUUCUUACGCUAUACACUAAGCACCCAUGUCCCCUGUGUGACGUCGCAAAGGACCAGCUCAGGGAGCUACUGCCCAGAGUCCAUCUGGUUGAAGUUGACAUAGAGAAACCAGGAAACGAAGCUUGGCAACGAUGCUAUCGUCACGACAUCCCCGUCUUCCACCUCGAUGGGAAAUUCCUCAUGAAGCACAAGGCAGACCCACGUCUCUUGGAGGAGCGUCUUGCUGCUUUGGCUUCAUCUAACUGAGCUUUGAAUGAGCCCUUGACCUUUGUAAAUAAACGUUUUCAUGUUUUA
Messenger RNA from Dermacentor albipictus, 1743 nucleotides. Its product is annotated as acetyl-CoA acetyltransferase A, mitochondrial-like. Gene Ontology annotation, cellular component: mitochondrion. Gene Ontology annotation, molecular function: acetyl-CoA C-acetyltransferase activity. Gene Ontology annotation, biological process: fatty acid beta-oxidation. NCBI's taxonomy places the organism in Eukaryota, Metazoa, Arthropoda, Arachnida, Ixodida, Ixodidae. The record is from RefSeq and is a predicted model, not a curated record.